UACACUCCUUCUUUCCUUAGAAAUUUCUUCCUACUUGCUCUUUAAGUGUAACCGUUGGACACAAUGUCUCGACGUGGCGGUGGCCGCCGGCCGGAUUCUCGCUCGGACCAGCAAUCAUCAUCCCCAUCGCCGUCAUUUCAGCGCGGUGGUGGAGGCGGUAGGGGUGGUAGAGGUGGAAGAGGUGGCCGAGGACGUGAAGGACCUGGCCAUAGUCCGCUUCCAACUUUCACUCAAUCUGCUUCCACGCCGGCUACGUCCUUCUCUCCAAUAUCUCGUCCGCCGGUGCCUGCUUACUCUCCUGAAGCUCAAACCCCGUCGGUUGCUCCGUCGCCUCCUCAAGCUGUGGCUUCUUCGUCGCGAGCACCGCCGUCUAAGGCGGCAGCUUCGAGUUCGACGGCGGAGGAGAUUCGACGAGAGGUCGAACAAAAGCUGUCGCUUGGAGAUCAGGCGACCAAGGCUGUUCGUUUCCCGUCUAGGCCUGGGUUUGGGACUGUCGGCAUGAAGUGCGUGGUUAAGGCGAACCAUUUUUUGGUCCAAGUCGCUGACAGGGAUCUCUGCCAAUAUGAUGUCACCAUAACUCCUGAAGUAACUUCAAAGAAGGUAAACAGGGAUAUAAUAUCUGAGCUUGUUCGAAUGUAUCGUGCAUCACAUUUGGGCAACCGAAUGCCUGCUUAUGAUGGCAGGAAAAACCUCUAUACAGCAGGGCCUUUGCCUUUUGAAUCUAAAGAAUUUAUUGUCAAGCUGGUUGAGAAGAAUAAUGCAGCUGGGUCUUCUGGUUCAUCCAAGAGGGAAAGACAAUUUAAAGUGGCAAUCAAAUUUGCGUCUAAGGCGGACCUUCAUCAUUUGCAACAAUUUUUGUAUGGCAGACAAGCAGAUGCUCCGCAAGAAACCGUACAAGUUCUUGAUAUUGUACUCAGGGCAUCACCAUCAGAAAAGUAUACAACUGUUGGGAGGUCAUUUUUCUCACCUGAUCUGGGGCCAAGGGGUGAGCUUGGUGAUGGUAUAGAAUAUUGGAGAGGAUAUUAUCAAAGCCUUCGCCCAACCCAGAUGGGACUGUCUUUUAAUGUUGAUGUGUCAGCCAGAUCCUUCUUUGAGCCAAUUAUGGUGACUGACUUUGUAGCUAAGUACUUUAGGUUGAGAGAUUUGUCAAGGCCUCUGUCUGAACAAGAUCGCAUAAAGGUGAAGAAGUCUUUAAAAGGAGUAAAAGUAGAGCUACAUCACAGGGAGUAUCCUAAAAGCUACAAGAUCACUAGCUUAUCUAAUCAGCCAAUGAAUCAAACUUUCUUCACUCUCGAUGAUAAGAAUUCAAAAGUAUCAGUUGUUCAAUACUUUCGUGAGAGAUACAACAUUAUGCUCAAAUAUACGUCCUUGCCUGCCCUUCAAGCCGGCAGUGAUUCAAAGCCCGUUUAUUUGCCUAUGGAGCUUUGUAGGAUUGUUGAAGGACAGAGGUACACAAAGAAAUUGAACGAAAGGCAAGUUACUCAGCUGUUAAGGGCAACUUGUCAACGCCCUCAUGAUCGGGAAAAUAGCAUUAAGCAGAUGGUUAGGCGGAAUAAUUACAGUAGAGAUGAGCUUGUGGCAAAUGAAUUUGGAAUUCAAGUUAAAGAAGAACUUGCACUCGUUGAUGCUCGAGUUUUGCCGCCUCCAAUGCUUAAGUAUCAUGAAACUGGGGGUGAAUCAAGGGUUGAUCCACGCUUAGGCCAAUGGAAUAUGAUAAACAAGAAAAUGGUGAAUGGAGGGAGAGUGGAUUUUUGGACAUGUGUGAACUUCUCUUCGCAAAUCCAUCCAAAUUUGCCUCGUGACUUUUGUCAGCAGUUAGUUCAGAUGUGUGUCAGCAAAGGAAUGGGAUUCAAUCCAAACCCUAUUCUGCCAAUACAAUCAGCUCAUCCUAGCCAGAUUGAGAGGGCUCUGGCUGAUGUUCACAAGCAGUGUACUGCAAAACUUGCAAAUGAGAAGAAACAGCUUCAGUUGUUGAUAAUCAUUUUACCAGAUUUCACUGGGUCUUAUGGGAAGAUCAAACGAAUCUGUGAAACAGAAUUUGGAAUUGUCUCUCAGUGCUGUCAACCAAAGCAGGCAGCAAAGCUAAGUAAACAGUAUUUUGAAAAUGUUGCCCUCAAAAUCAAUGUUAAGGUUGGCGGUAGAAAUACUGUGUUGAAUGAUGCUAUUCAAAGGAGAAUUCCCCUUGUGACUGAUCUUCCUACAAUUAUUUUUGGUGCUGAUGUAACUCAUCCAGCUCCUGGGGAGGACUCUAAUCCAUCGAUAGCUGCAGUAGUAGCUUCAAUGGACUGGCCAGAGGUAACAAAGUAUAGAGGCCUUGUCUCUGCACAAGCUCAUCGAGAAGAAAUUAUCCAGGAUCUCUAUAAAUCAUAUCAUAAUCCAGAUAAGGGAUUAGUUCAUUUAGGAAUGAUAAGGGAAUUACUAAUAUCCUUCAGAAAAUCAACUGGGCAUAAACCUGGCAGGAUUAUAUUCUACAGAGAUGGUGUUAGUGAGGGCCAAUUUAGCCAGGUCUUGCUACAUGAGAUGGAUGCCAUACGAAAGGCUUGUUCUUCACUUGAGGAGGGAUACCUUCCACGUGUUACCUUUGUUGUAGUUCAGAAGAGACAUCAUACACGACUUUUUCCUGUUGAUCGUGGUCAGACAGACAGGAGUGGCAAUAUUCUGCCAGGCACUGUUAUUGAUACUAAGAUAUGCCACCCGAAGGAGUUCGAUUUCUACCUCAACAGCCAUGCUGGAAUUCAGGGAACAAGCAGACCUACACACUACCAUGUGUUGUAUGAUGAGAAUGGGUUCACUGCCGAUGGGUUGCAAAUUCUGACUAACAAUCUUUGUUAUACGUAUGCGAGGUGUACCCGUUCUGUCUCAAUAGUCCCUCCUGCCUAUUAUGCGCAUUUAGCUGCUUUUCGGGCUCGAUAUUACAUAGAGGGCGAAACAUCAGAUAGUGGAUCUUCAAGUGGUAGGAAUACAAUAGGGAGGAGUAAGGAGGUCCAGCCUCUUCCUGUGAUCAAAGAUAAUGUGAAAGAUGUUAUGUUUUAUUGCUGAGAUACCGGCGUCACAAUUUUUGUGCGGACUCCUUUUUUUGCUCAAAUGGUCUUUUGCAGUUGGUGCAACUGAAAGAACCUUGACGCAACUGAAUGAAACUUGUUCUAUUACAGGGGCCUUUUUGGGGCAAAAUAUUAUUUAAGUUCAACUGGUAUCAGUUGUUUAAGGCCGGUUUUAGGGUUUUGGGACUUGGGAUGGCAAGUGAAGUAAUGUGGGUGCUUGGUCAAGUAAAUUUACUUGUAAAUGCGAAUUUUAAUUAAUGAGCAAUCUCUUUAUUGUCAUUAAA
Manihot esculenta (cassava) is the source of this 3325-nucleotide messenger RNA. Its product is annotated as protein argonaute 5. NCBI's taxonomy places the organism in Eukaryota, Viridiplantae, Streptophyta, Magnoliopsida, Malpighiales, Euphorbiaceae. Gene Ontology annotation, molecular function: RNA binding; protein binding. The transcript has 22 exons. Gene Ontology annotation, biological process: regulatory ncRNA-mediated post-transcriptional gene silencing. Bases 64 to 3039 code for a protein of 991 amino acids. Gene Ontology annotation, cellular component: cytoplasm. The record is from RefSeq and is a predicted model, not a curated record.